Molecule: messenger RNA, 895 nt
Organism: Carassius carassius (crucian carp)
Lineage: Eukaryota; Metazoa; Chordata; Actinopteri; Cypriniformes; Cyprinidae
Product: membrane-spanning 4-domains subfamily A member 12-like
Exons: 7
Coding region: 141-770 (209 amino acids)
Cellular component (GO): membrane
Source: RefSeq, a predicted model, not a curated record
CAACACAACUGACACGUUCAAGGCCCAGAAAGGUAGUAAGGACAUUUUUAAAUUAAACAGUUUUUCAACACAAAAGAAGAUAUCAUCAUUUAUGUCAGUUUCUUACUUCUGUUGAACACAAAAGGUGAAAACUGCCUAGAAUGGAGAGCAGCGAGGUCAUAUCAACUGACAAAGCUACAGUUAUCAUCCAAGUCAAUCCACAGGUGGCACAGCAUGGUGUUAUUUCUGAGGAUGGACAGCAGACCGGAGGAGCAUAUCACAAUACAGCUCUCUCAGCAUUUAUCAGAGCACAACCAAAGGCACUGGGGACUGUCCAGAUAAUGACUGGAGUGAUGAUUUUUCUAUUUGGUAUUGUACGCACCAUUGGCUAUGAUUACCGUUUCCCUGUUUCUAUUAUUUCUGGCAUAACCUUCUGGGGAUCCCUUAUUUACAUCAGUGCUGGCUCGCUGUCUGUUUCUGCGCAGAAUAAACUUCAUCUGUGUGUGGUGAAAGGCUCUCUUAUAAUGAAUGUGAUCAGUGCCAUAACUGCAGCGACCGCCAUUGUUCUGAUGAGCAUAGACAUUCACUUGUUAAUGUAUGAAUGCUACAGUUAUGAAUACAGCUGCACAUUGAAGAGAACUGAACUGGGGAUCGUUGGAAUAUUGCUGGUGUUCUCCAUCCUUCAGUUCAUCAUCUCCAUCUUUAUCUCAGGAUUUGCCUGCAAAGCCACCAGCAACAUCCACUCUACAGUGAUAAAUGUGGCACUAAACAAGGUCACCAGGGGAAACUGAGUCACAGUGAGGAGAUCCUGUUUAAAGGUUGCAAGGAAUGAAUAACUCACAGCCUUUUUUAUUAUUAUUGUUUUUAAAUUAUAUAUAUAAAAUAAUAAAUAAAUAAAAACGAGAUUUAAGAAUUA